Molecule: messenger RNA, 1860 nt
Organism: Elaeis guineensis (African oil palm)
Lineage: Eukaryota; Viridiplantae; Streptophyta; Magnoliopsida; Arecales; Arecaceae
Product: protoheme IX farnesyltransferase, mitochondrial
Biological process (GO): heme A biosynthetic process
Cellular component (GO): membrane; mitochondrion
Molecular function (GO): protoheme IX farnesyltransferase activity
Source: RefSeq, a predicted model, not a curated record
GUAAAUAAAAAAGGGCCAUCUCCCAGUUUCUUGAUCUCUCCUUUCUUUUCUCCGAGCGUCGCGUCCUACCCUCUCGGCCGUCGCCAUGUGGAGGGGCGCCGCCGCGAGGAGCCUCCCUUCGAGGCUCCUCUCCUCACGUGGACCAUACCCUAACCCCAAUCCUUCCUCCGUCGCCUUCUGCCCUCCUUUCCCACCUCCGUGGAUCGCUCCCUGCUCUCCCUCUUUCGAUCACGGCUUCGUCGGCCGGGGAGCGGAGCUUCUCCUCGCGUCGCGCAUCCACUCCUCCUCGGAUCCGUGGAAACUAUGGCUCGGGAGGCCGGCCGAGGGAGUGGGAAAAGCCCCCGGGUUUUCCGCCGGUUCUCCCGCUGAGGCGGCAGCGGCUGCAGCGGUCCUCGGAUCCGGGCGAACAGCGUGGUCUUCUAUCUCCCGGAAAGCCAGAGACGCCUCUGAUGCGCUUCAUCACUACGGGCGAUGCUACUGGGAACUCUCCAAAGCACGCCUCAGCAUGCUUGUUGUUGCAACUUCUGGGGCAGGCUAUGUUCUUGGGAGCGGCAAUGUUAUUGAUUUUGAAGGACUUUGUUGCACUUGUACUGGCACCAUGAUGGUUGCAGCAUCUGCAAACUCUUUAAACCAGGUUUUUGAGGUACAAAAUGAUGCUAAAAUGAAAAGAACACGGCAAAGGCCACUACCUUCUGGGCGCCUUACCGUUCCUCAUGCAGCCAUAUGGGCAUCUAGUAUUGGGAUUGCUGGCACAACUUUGCUGGCUUGCAAGGCUAAUUACUUGGCAGCAGGGCUUGCAGCUUCUAACCUGGUUCUAUAUGCAUUUCUAUAUACUCCUUUAAAACAAAUACACCCAGUUAAUACAUGGGUUGGAGCAGUUGUUGGUGCUAUUCCUCCGCUUCUCGGGUGGACCGCAGCUUCAGGUGAUAUAUCACCUAAUGCCAUGAUACUUCCAGCUGCUCUAUAUUUUUGGCAGUUACCCCAUUUUAUGGCCCUUGCGUACUUGUGUCGCAAUGACUACAUUGCGGGAGGGUUUCGGAUGUUUUCUUUUGCUGAUGCCUCUGGUAGGAGAACUGCUUUGGUGUCCUUUCGGAACUGCCUUUAUCUUUUUCCUCUUGGACUCUUGGCACAUGAUUGGGGUCUCACUUCCAAGUGGUUCACUCUUGAAUCUUCGCUCCUUACAUUGUCCAUGAGCAUUGCAGCUCUGUUGUUUGUCCGUGAGCGAACAGCUAAAAAUGCCAGAAGAAUGUUCCAUGCAAGUCUUUUAUAUCUUCCUGUUUUUAUGUCUGGACUGCUGUUGCAUCGGCUGCCUAAUGAACAACAUGAACAUACAACAACUGAAUCAAGUAGAGUAGAUGAAGUUUUCUUUGAAAGUCAAGUGCACGGGGAUGAGAACGGCAAUAAUGACAGCAGCUGGAACCACCAGACAAAAUUUCCAACUUGUGUUGAAGCCCGCCCACCUGUUGCGUAUGCAUCAGUUGCUCCUUUCCCCUUUCUGCCUGCGCCCUUGUACAUCUCCCCUGCUCCAUGAAUUGCCUUCUGCUUUUCCAAUCCAAAAUGGUGCUGUUAUGGCAGUGUAUUUUUCACAUAUUGCUUAAUGCUGUCUCCUAAGUAGAACAAGAUCGCUUGCCGCUGAGGGAGGUGCCUCCUCAGUCUGAAACGUAAUAAUUCUUUGUUUAUGGCUGUAUGUAACCAUCCUAUCGCUCGCCAUUUUCUUGUUGAAAUAGAUAAUGCUGUAAAUGCGUUGGCAGGAAUGAUCUCAAACGUUAAACGCCUGCUCGAUGCGUUUAAUUACUUUUUGAAUUUUGCAGAAAUGGUGCCAGUUUUAGUGGUCGACCCAACUUUGGGAUGUUCAUUCUA